Messenger RNA from Paraglomus brasilianum, 969 nucleotides. NCBI's taxonomy places the organism in Eukaryota, Fungi, Glomeromycota, Glomeromycetes, Paraglomerales, Paraglomeraceae. The record is from the annotation of a GenBank genome assembly.
AUGGAUGAAUCAAACGAAAGACAAAUUUGUUACCUAAAAUGUGUUAUAAAGUCAGGACGUCUCGAAUUUGAAUGGUCCAUUACUACGCCGUCGAAAUGGGACUGGAUAGGACUUUAUGAGGAUAAGAGUAAAGAAAAUACCGAUUGGCUCAAUGGACAUUGGUUUUAUAUAUCCAGACACAGCCAUUGUGAGAUUUCACCCGAUGGCCGAUAUACUUUUACUGGUUCACAUUGGAUUGGAACCGUAUCCAGCCGAAACCAAAUCCGAUUAAAUACAUACGAAUCUCAUAACGUGUAUAAAACUUAUGCACACGCGAACGUACACAGUCCGGAUUUUGCACAUUUUGACAAGUCUCGCGUACAUUAUGUCCAAAAAAGUUUACAACACAUAUUUGCUCAUCACAAGACCGAUUGGGGAUUUGCUAUAAACGAUAAUUGGAAUCGUCAGAAUCGGAGAAAACUCAUAAAAACACUUACAGAAUUUGUUCACAGAAAUGCAGAUGAAAUCAACGUUUACAUUGGAACGUAUAGAAAUGAAAAUGCAUAUCUUGUAGUAGACCCCAUAUCGUAUCAAUGUCUUAUAGUUUAUCGCGGAGGGGAGAGAGAUUAUUCCAUAUGGUCUGGAUGGAUACUCAGCAAAAAGCAAUACAGAUAUAUUACAAGUCCACCAUACAGCUUAAAGGCGACCGUACUUUUAGUAUACGAAGACAUACUCGAACAAAUUGCCAAUUCCGAAGGCGAACGUGAUGAUUUAAUUAAACGAUAUUUAAAAAUAUAUCUCCGUGAUGAGAAUUGGUAUGACGAAGAAGUAUAUGAUACAAAUGCAGACUUUUUUUAUCUCGCCGAAAGCUAUGUUCCAUUGUCAUUUGAAGGAAGGGAAGAAAUGACUCACAAUUACGAACUUGACUUUGAAAAAGUUAGGGAAAAGGCGAGAACGCUUCUGGCAGAGCUUGAAAAGGUUACACAUUGA